Messenger RNA from Tripterygium wilfordii, 1708 nucleotides. Its product is annotated as mediator of RNA polymerase II transcription subunit 19a-like. Bases 480 to 1088 code for a protein of 202 amino acids. Gene Ontology annotation, cellular component: mediator complex. The transcript is spliced from 7 exons. Gene Ontology annotation, molecular function: transcription factor binding; transcription coregulator activity. Lineage: Eukaryota; Viridiplantae; Streptophyta; Magnoliopsida; Celastrales; Celastraceae. Gene Ontology annotation, biological process: positive regulation of transcription by RNA polymerase II. The record is from RefSeq and is a predicted model, not a curated record.
CGAGGUGAGUGCUGGUCCUCAUUCGCGUGAAAUCCCCCAAACGGCCAAACCCUAGUCCGGCCACUUUGCUGCUUCAAAUACUACAAAACGCACUCUUAUUUCUCUGCGAACUUGUUUGAUCUGUCAAAUCCACUAUCGAGCACUGUCCGCUUCUGCCCUAAUUCAUGGAAUUCAUGCUUCGUAAUCACCGGACAUUGAUGUUUCAAACAAGUCAAAGAGUUUGGGGGUUUUUGGAAUGUUAAUGUGAAUUAAGAUUAUUUCGAAUCAAUUCUUUCGCUGGAUAUUGUCUCUUUCAAGAGAGCAGAGGUGGUCCAGGUUUACUUUGAGGAUUUGUUCUGUCUGUACAAGUUAAAGGGAGAAGAGAAGGUGAAGCCGAUAAGCUUGAAUUCAACACUCUGUCUCUGUGAUCCGAGCUGGAAGUGCAAGAAUUUGGGAUCCAUGUCAAUGUUGUUUAUGUCCUUUUCAUGAACCAUUGAUUCAUGGAUCCUGAAGGCAAGAAGUUUGGAACAGGACCAAGGGAACUGACUGGCGCUGUUGAUCUUAUAAGCCACUUCAAGUUGUUACCCCACCAUGACUUUUUCUGCAAGCGGACACUUCCUGUAUCAAUUUCAGAUACACAUUAUCUUCACAACGUGGUGGGAGACACAGAAAUCAGAAAAGGUGAAGGGAUGCAGUUGGAUCAGCUUCUACAGAAUACAUCCUAUUCCAGGGAUACAAACGCCCGCAUACAACCAUUUGACCUUGAUAUUCUCAGAGAGGCUUUCUUGCUGAGGGAAUCUGCUCCCAUUGAGUUACCUCUUGCAGAGAAAGGGACUCCUACAAUUGCUGGGAAAUCGAAGAGUGAGUCCAAGGACAAGGAAAGGAAGCAUAAAAAGCACAAAGAUAAAGAUAAAGAGAAGGAUAAAGAGCAUAAGAAGCACAAGCACCGCCACAAGGAUCGAAGUAAAGAUAAAGACAAGGAGAAGAAGAAAGAUAAAAGUGGGCUUAUUGAUCACAGUGCUGAACACUUGAAGAAACACCAUGAAAAGAAAAGGAAGCACAAUGGAGAUGAAGAUCUCAAUGAUGCUCAUAGACACAAAAAAACAUAGGAGUUCCAAAAUUGAUGAUAUGGGUGCAAUAAAGGUAGCAGGCUGAAAUGGUGGCAUAUUGUAGUUCAUUGUAUUCUCAAAUGGUCGUCGCUGAGAGUUUUGAAGGAUUUUUCGCCUAAUGUUGUCAAAUUGCUUGAGUGACUUCUGAACUGACUAAAGAAUGUGACGAUCAUGGUAUAAUUUUUGUAACAUAACAAUAUCAUGGUAUAAUUUCUGGUUUUAGGUAAGACUGGAUUUUUUUUUUCCCUUUUCUGUCUCACUUUUAUGGUGUAGUGGAUAUUUCAGCCUGUCAAUUGUAGUAUUUUUUUUUUGUCUUUUUCAGCAGCAGUCCAAUGCUUAGUCGAUUAUCAGUUUGAAUUAGAAUUUGCAGCCUUUAGUUGUAGGAAGAAUAGGUUUAACAAAGGGGAUUCUGUAUAUGGUUUGCUUACUUUCCUAAUCAUAGCGAUAGAUGCCCAAGAAUUUCUAGAAGGGUAGAGAGGACCUGGGGUUGCAAUAACCUCAGACUUGUAGAGAGGAAAUAUUCUUUGUAAAUAAGGCAAUGGGUUAUUGAUUUAACAUUACUACUGCACAUCAUAGUUAUUAUUACUACUAUUCUAUUAUGAGGGUGGAACAGUUUUUUU